Messenger RNA from Gymnodraco acuticeps, 6583 nucleotides. Its product is annotated as VPS10 domain-containing receptor SorCS1. Gene Ontology annotation, cellular component: Golgi apparatus; membrane. The transcript is spliced from 27 exons. Gene Ontology annotation, molecular function: protein binding. Gene Ontology annotation, biological process: post-Golgi vesicle-mediated transport. NCBI's taxonomy places the organism in Eukaryota, Metazoa, Chordata, Actinopteri, Perciformes, Bathydraconidae. Bases 129 to 3803 code for a protein of 1224 amino acids. The record is from RefSeq and is a predicted model, not a curated record.
GCCACAACUUGCAGCAGCACUUCCUCUUCCCACAUCCGAGUGGCAAUUUACACCCAUACAGGCAGGAGAGAAGAGUGGAGGAUAAAAAGGACUUCUUACAUCCUCUGCAUCUUUCUCUGCCGCCAGCAAUGGAGAAGGAGCUCAUAUUUAGCCCAAAGUGGCACCUUGCGUUUUGCUUUUUGAUUUUGAUGAUGUUCCAAGCCGCCGAAGCGGAGAUAACUUGCAGGUCUUGCCAGUCUGGAAAUAAGUGGCGCGCUCGGGAAUUAAUGCUACAAUUCGACACGAGUGAGUCCGCAACAGGAUUAAAGAGAGAGGUUGUUGGACAGGGAGACGGUGCAGGGAGAUCUGCAAGUGCGGAAAGUGUGCGGUUCCCCUGUGCAGCUGGCUCCGUUGAAUGCGCUCCAGCUCCAGCGGAACACACGGAGCCGAGACGGAAUAUAGACGCAAAAAACAAAAAUGUGGAGAGCGUGAAAAUGAAAGUUUCCAAUGUCAAAACGAGUCAGGAGAGCAGCCCGGGUUUGACUUUUAGCAGAAAGCGCGCCAGGAGGAGCAGUGAUGACGGGGAGGAAAUCACAUCCCCAGCCCAGAGUCAGGACCCGGGAGAGGGCGCACGCAGAGUUCCGCGCUGGAGCGGAGAGGACCGGAGAGGAGCCGGCACUCCGAGGCACGACGAGCUGAAAGUUGACAGCACAACGUUCGCCUUGACCGGGGACUCCUCUCACAACCAGGCUAUGGUGCACUGGUCCGGCCAGAACAGCAGUGUGAUUUUGAUGCUGACCAAACUAUUUGACUUCAACCUCAACAGUGUGACAGAGAGUUCAUUAUGGAGGUCAACUGACUACGGAGCAACGUACCAGAAGCUUAAUGAGAAAGUGGGAGCAAAGACAAUACUGAGUUAUUUGUACGUGAGCCCCAACAACAAGAGAAAGAUCAUGCUGCUGACUGAUCCCGAGGUGGAGAGCAGUCUGCUGAUCAGCUCUGAUGAAGGAGCGACCUACCAGAAGUACCGCCUCAACUUCUACAUCCUCAGCCUGCUCUUCCACCCCGAGCAGGAGGACUGGAUCCUGGCUUACAGCCACGAUCAAAAGCUCUACAGCUCGGUGGAGUUUGGAAGGAGAUGGCAGGUGGUUCACGAGAGAGUGGCUCCCAAUCGCUUCUACUGGUCGAAAAUGGGUUUGGACAAAGAGCCGGGCUUAAUUCACCUGGAAACCAGCAUCUCUGAAGGACAGGCGCUGUAUGUCACCUGCAAGCUGCAAAACUGCACAGAUGCCAACAAGGGCAAACCAUUCCCGGGCUACAUUGACCCCAAUUCUCUGGUGGUGCAAGAUGAGUAUGUGUUUGUCCAGGUGUCAGCCGCGGGGAGGCCAAUCUACUAUGUGUCUGCUAAAAGAGAUGUCUUCACACCAAUGAAGCUACCCAAGUACACACUGCCCAAGGACCUGCAUGUGAUCAGCACAGAUGAGAACCGUGUGGUUGCGGCAGUACAGGAGUGGAACCAGAACGAAACCUACAACCUGUAUGUGUCGGACACGUCGGGGGUGUACUACACCCUGGCUCUUGAGAACGUGGUCAGCAGCAUGGGCUACGAGGGUAACGUCAUGGUGGACCUCUAUGAGGUAGCUGGAAUAAAGGGGAUGUUCCUCGCCAACAGAAAGAUGGAUAGCCAAGUGAAGACACACAUCACUUACAACAGAGGCAGAGACUGGAGCCUCCUGCGAGCCCCGAGCAAAGACCUGAGGGGCAACAGCAUCAACUGUGAGCUGCCCUACUGUUCAUUACAUCUCCAUCUACACGUCUCCGCAAAUCCCUACACAUCUGGAAACAUAGCCAGCAGGGACUCAGCGCCGGGGAUCAUAGUCGCGUCAGGAACCAUCGGCGCAGAGCUCACCUCCACCAACGUUAGUGUGUACGUCACCUCAGAUGCAGGAAACACAUGGAGACAGAUCUUUGACGAGGAGUAUGCAGUGCUGUAUCUCGACCAAGGAGGAGCCUUAGUCGCAAUAAAACACACUCCGCUUCCCAUCCGACACCUGUGGUUGAGUUUUGACGAAGGACAACAGUGGAAGAAGUACAGCUUCACCAACACGCCUCUGUUUGUGGACGGGGUGCUGGGCGAGCCUGGGGAGGAGACUCUCAUCAUGACGAUAUUCGGCCACGUCAGUCAUCGCUCAGAGUGGCAGCUGGUGAAGAUCGACUUCAGGUCCAUCUUCAACAGGAGGUGUAAAGAGGAGGACUAUCAGACAUGGCACCUUCACAACCAGGGCAAGUCCUGCCUCAUGGGAGUGAAAAGGAUCUACAGGAAGUUGAAGCCCUCGUCCAGGUGUGUUAUGGGAAAGACGUAUUCUGUUUCCAUGACGUCUGGCCCCUGUGACUGUACUGAGGCUGACUUUGAAUGUGAUUAUGGCUACGAGAGACGGACCGACGGCAAGUGCACCCCCGCCUUUUGGUUCCAUCCAUCAUCCAUGUCCAGGAGUUGUACCACAGGGAUGACGUUCCUGAACAGCACCGGCUACAGGAAAGUUGUCUCCAAUAACUGCACGUCUGGAGUCAGUGUGGAGUACACCUCCCGCAGGCAGCAGUGUCCCAUCCAGGCCCCCAAAGGUCUCCACCUGGUCACCAGUGAGGGCACGUUGUCAGCCACUCUGGGCACCAAUGUCACCUUCCUGGUUUUUCUGGAGGAGGGCGACGGGGCGAGGACAAGCAUUACCCUGGACUUCGGAGACGGCCACGCUCUGACCUACUCCAACGUGAGCUCUAUUGAGGACGGGAUCAAACACGUCUACAAAGCUGUGGGAAUAUACCGAGUGACGGCCACAGGGGAGAACAUCCUUGGCUCAGAGACAGUCAUGCUCUAUCUGCAUGUAACAUGUCAGCUGGAGCAUAUCCAUCUCUCAGCUCCCUUUGUGGCGGUAAAGAAUAAGGAACUGAACCUGACUGCUGUUCUGCUGCCCAGCCAAGUGGGAACGGUCACCUACAUCUGGUGGAUCGGAAAUAACACAGAGCAACCGGUAAUCACCCUGGAGGGAAGUGUGGCUUGCACGUUCUCCCGGGAAGGCAUCAAUGCAGUCACUGUGCAGGUGUCCGCAGGGAAUAUUAUUCUGCAGGACAGAAAAGCCAUCGCAGUCCACGAAUAUUUCCGCUCUCAUCUGCUCGCCUUUUCAUCAAACCUGGACGACCACAACCCUGAUGUUGCAGAAUGGAGGCAGGACGUGAGCCGAGUCAUCAAGAAGUCUCUGAUCCAGGCCACAGGCGUGCGCGAGGAUCAGAUCUUGGUCACCAUCCUCCCAGGUUUACCUACAGCUGCAGAGUUUUUCCUUCUACCCGACAAACAGCUCACUGAGGGCAAAGCGGAGAAGAGCUCUGCUCAUUUGGAUCAGCUCUCAGAGGUUUUGCUCAGCGCCUUGAAUCAAAACCUUGUCCAGUUCACGUUGCGGCCAGGAGUCCAAGUCACCGUGUACGCAGCACAUUUAUCAGCAGCGCCCCUAGUGGACACCAGCGAGAACCACAGUGGCUCUGCUAUGCUAAUGCUGCUAUCAAUAGUGGUUGUGGGCUUAGCUGUAUUUGUCAUCUACAAAUUCAAGAGGAAGAUCCCAGGCCUCAACGUCUAUGCGCAGAUGCAGAACGAAAAAGAACAAGAAAUGAUGAGUCCAGCUAAUCCUACAGAGACCACGCCAAGCUCACAGCGGGACUUGGUGCAUUCUUUGGAGAUUCUGGACACAGAGUUUAACUCACGGCCCAUAGGAUAUAUGAAACCUCAUGUACAUGUGAAAUUCUCCACAGAACUCCCCACAUACAUCGCCUAAACUCUGGACUGGAUUACCACUCCAGCUGCGUCAUGGAUAUUUUUUAACAUUCUGGACACAAUGGUUUUGAGCUUUAUACCUCUGCAUGUUGGACUCUGCUGACACAUACUGUGCUCUGUUCAAACCUGAGGAAACUGUGUACAGGUUUUUCAUUCUCCUUCGACAUGUGUCUGAUAAAUUAAACAUUUUCCCAUUUAUUUAUACAAGUCAGAUACAUAAUUCAGAGGGAACGGCAGCAUGAACUAGAGAGGAUAACAAAUUAAUUGAACAACAAUAUUUUGGUUUGCUGUUCUAUGAAGCUAUCAGCAGUAAUGUAUUAUUUAUUCAUAUGAAUUGAUGAAGUGAAUUACACAUUUAUUUUGUAAAUCAUGACCGUCUGUUAUAAAUGUGUGUAUUUUAAUAACAAAUGUCAUACUAAACAGAAAUGCUGUUGUAAAAUGUGAAUAGGGUACUUUAAAGCUUUUUGGUCCAUUGUCUCUUGGGAAGCUGAUUUAUGGCACAAUACACAUUUUCUACUGAAAUCUACUGGGUUUGGUUUUUCUGGUUUUAUUUAACGUUUGCUGUUAAUCUAAUGCUUAUGGUACUAUUUACGAUACAUACAACUUUGUAAAAUGUUUCGUGCUUCGGAAUAGGAGAUUUCUCAUUACCAACGCUACACCUUCAGACUGCAAGUGAUCCCUACUGUUAAAACUAUUACAAUACCUAUUACACCUUCUAGGAACGGAAGAAGAGGACUAUCCCACAAAGAAAGUGCUCGAAGUGGCCACACCCCAAUCACAGCCAACCUCACCACUGGAGGCAGAGUUCUAUUUAUCAAAGCUAAGAUUUAAGCAUAGUGCUGGAAAUAAGAUACUUUGUGGGAGAAUCCAAAGAACAUGGCAGCGAGAAAGAGAGAGAGAGACAAAGAGAAAGUGGUACGGAUAGAGAUGGUAGAGUGCUUUUUGGGGCCACGAUGCAUUACGAGUGUUGUACUGGAUUGGAUGGAAUAAGUUGACUUCCUGAAUACUUAAUGUGGCCAGUCAAGCUCAAGGCCGGCUAAGGUUGGUGACACAUUUAGGCUAAUGUCCUGACUCGCUCUCAAGUAGCACCCGUCUCCAUCCCGGCUCAUUAUACCGCGCUGUAGGAGCGGGAGAAGUAGAGCGCAGAUGCUACCAGGCUACAUGGAUGGUUAGUUUGUUCAGAGGAAUGGGAAGCCCUGCCGUUUUCUGUGUGUGAAAUCUGACAGAUGUAAAUGCCUGAUUGAUGUCUUUCAAAUCUUCUGAGGCAACCUUUCCAUAUUAGUUUUUCCCCCUUUAUUACAUUUUGGAUGGAAAAAUACAGACGUGUGGUUCUGUCAACUUUGGAUGAUUUUUUUUCACAAUUGUACAGACAUAGCUGUACAUGAAUUGCCACCAUGGAUUCACCUACAAUACAAUCAAUAGAAUGUACAGAAAAGCAACGAUUAGACACUUAAGGUGUUUUCACAAGUCAUAGUCUUUUCAGCAAGUCCAGAUCAAAGUAAUAUUUAUACUUUUAUAUUGUUUUCUAUUUAGCGAGCUAUGGUUUCAUAGUGCAUAAUCAUUCCAUCAUUCUAUUUGGUCAGAAAUGUGGCAGUAGAAUAUAGUAAAACCACCAGCCGGAGAUAACACCAACAGAGCAACAUGGAAGAUGAACAUUCCAAGGAAACAUUUGGUCCUGCUUUCGUGUUCCCACCAAACACAUUUGGAAAGUGUUCAAAAACCCCUGUAGUUAAAGCUCCAAGUUCUCUCUAACUCAUUACAACCUGUUGGUAAGCCAUGUCGUUUUGGAUCCAAAACAGUCCUCUUCGUUUUGGUUUACUUGGUGAUAUUCAGUCAUGUUCUCAAUGGAAUCAAAAUACAUUAGGGUUUGCUUGGAAUCGUACUCGAAGGCAGACAGAAACUACUGUUCUAAGACUUUUUCAGAGAGUUGGUCCAGGAUUGCUUUUUUUGGUCCAAACUAGAGUACUUUAUUCAGAAACUGCCUAAACUAACUUAAAUGCAAAGCUGCAUCUUCCUGGUAGAAGUAAACCUAGCAGCGAUUAAUUUUAGAUAGGACUCAUAUGAAUGAAUAUUCAUAUGGUAGAGGUAGGUCAAGGAGUGUGUAGGGAAAUAUAUUGUUAAAGUAAUUGGUAGUCGGUGGAUUGCUUACAAAUUUGGACGACCAACCAGAGAAUAUUGGUAUCCAAAUCUGUGGAAUGCAGAAACUCGGAGGGACCUUAAGGCUCCAGGUUCACGGUGUACCAAUUAGUUUCUGAUAAUAUUUAGUGUUCAAAUAUGUUUGUUUAUGCUGUAUAGCAUAUACUUUAGUAUAGUAUUCAUUUACAUUGAAAUGAUGAGGACAUUAAGGGAAUAUUUCCAUCAUUACCUAGUGUUAAGGCCAAAUCUUGGAAAGGGGUUCUGUUUGAGUCUUUCCUCCGUGAAUUCGGUGGUAUCGUGCCACAUGGAACAUUUUUCACGUUACCAAUUACUGACUACAAUGUUAUUUCCGCCAUGGUUGCUUGAUUUCGCAAUGCUAGCUAACAAGCAAGCUAUGUAGGAAGUGUUGGUUGCCCACAGUGGCUAGCUAACAGCUGUUGGCAGCCACUUUGGUUCAGGUAUCUUCUGGUAACAAGAUUAGAAGCAGUUCAUUUCCAGAGUGAUCUGCACUUUUGAAUUAAAGUGUAUAUUGCUAGUUAAAGUUGUAUUCAACAGAAAGGGGUACAAUCAGCUUUUCCUCCAGUGUAGUCAAGUUGACCCUAACCUUAAAGCCCCUGUCACACUGUCCCGAAAUUGACACCCGAU